UACUCUCCUUCCCUGCCUUAAUUCUAAACAAUCAACAAUCUCUUGUAAUACAAUCCAUCCUUCAAGCUUCUUAAACCAUUCUUAAAGUCAUGGUUCCAGGCGAGAUCAGUGGGAUGCACUAUUUAACACCUGAAAAUCCAAUUCCAAUUCCAAUUCCUGCAAAUUUCAGGAUGAUGCAAAAUAGCAUACCAAACUUUAACCUCAACAUGCUAUUAACCAACUUACCAAAUUCUCUUAUUCCUCCAGUGGCAGCACCAGUACAAGUUCCACGCCAUGAAUUCACUUCACAGACAUCAAGCCUCAGCAAUAACUCAUCAACUUCUGAUGAAGCUGAGGAACAACAACUCAGAAUCAUUGAUGAAAGGAGGCAGCGACGAAUGAUUUCCAACAGAGAAUCUGCCCGGAGGUCAAGGAUGCGUAAGCAGAAGCACCUAGAUGAGCUAUGUUCUCAGGUGAUUCGUCUUCGCACUGAAAAUCACAAUCUCCUAGACAAGUUAAACCAUGUAUCAGAGUGUCAUGAGCGUGUGCUGCAAGAAAAUGCUAGGCUCAAGGAUGAAGCAUCUGAUCUUCGCCAAAUGCUGAGUGAACUACAAAUUGGGAGCCCUUACACUAAUGCUGCUUUGAGAGAUCUUGAAGAUCAGUUGCCCUGUAAUACAGCUCACCUGAGAGCUGAGUCCACAAAUCAAUCCCAUACAAAUUCAGUAGACUUGCUUCAUUGAUGAGAUGAAGGCUAGUUUUCAUAACAACUAUGACUCUUUUAUGCUCUUGUUGCUUGCUAUGGUUGUUAAUUAGGCUUUUGCCUUCUAUUGAAAUGUACUCAAUGAGAAGCAGACCAUGCAAUAACAGCUUUAAACUAUUUUAUUCCAA
Mangifera indica (mango) is the source of this 867-nucleotide messenger RNA. Its product is annotated as basic leucine zipper 43-like. NCBI's taxonomy places the organism in Eukaryota, Viridiplantae, Streptophyta, Magnoliopsida, Sapindales, Anacardiaceae. Bases 90 to 719 code for a protein of 209 amino acids. The record is from RefSeq and is a predicted model, not a curated record. Gene Ontology annotation, biological process: regulation of DNA-templated transcription. Gene Ontology annotation, molecular function: DNA-binding transcription factor activity. The transcript has a single exon.